Molecule: messenger RNA, 1761 nt
Organism: Penicillium chermesinum
Lineage: Eukaryota; Fungi; Ascomycota; Eurotiomycetes; Eurotiales; Aspergillaceae
Product: flavin-containing monooxygenase
Exons: 4
Molecular function (GO): NADP binding; N,N-dimethylaniline monooxygenase activity; flavin adenine dinucleotide binding
Source: RefSeq, a predicted model, not a curated record
AGAAAUUUAUUCAUUCCCACCAUGACCGUCAAUCACUUGAAUGCUACCUCCAACGGGGCCGAGGCCCCCAAGUGCCGUGCAGCCCCCAUCCAUGCCAACCGCAAAAUGAGGGUCAUAGUCAUCGGCGCUGGCGCUUCGGGAAUCUAUAUGGCCUACAAGCUGAAGUACUCCUUCACUGAUGUCGUCCUGGAUGUCUACGAGAAGAAUUCCGACAUUGGUGGCACCUGGUUUGAGAACCGGUACCCCGGGUGUGCCUGUGAUGUGCCGGCCCACAACUACACGUAUUCCUUCGAGCCCAAAACGGACUGGUCCGCCAACUACGCCUCGUCUCGCGAAAUCUUCACCUACUUCAACGAUUUUCUCGACAAGUACGACCUGCGCAGCUACAUCAGUCUUCGGCACGAGGUAAUCGGGGCUCGCUGGGAAGAGGACAAAGGCCAAUGGGUCGUGCAAGUUCGCAAGCACAAUGGAUCUAUCUUCGAGCAGUGCUGCGACUUCGUGAUCAACGCCGCUGGAAUUCUCAACGCUUGGCGUUGGCCACCCAUCCCGGGGAUCCAGUCCUUUAAAGGCCAACUCUUGCACAGUGCUGCUUGGGAUGAGUCGAUCGAUCUGACUGGGAAGCAUGUUGGACUGAUUGGAAACGGUUCAUCUGGUAUUCAAAUCCUGCCGCAAGUGCAAAAGGUCGCCAAGCAUGUCACCACCUUCAUCCGGGAGCCAACCUGGGUGAGUCCGACCCUUGGCAUGGAGCUACACACGUAUUCCGAAGAGGAGAAGAAGGCCUUUAAGGAGCAGCCGGGGCUCCUACUCGAGAUGCGCAAGGCGACAGAGAAGGCCAUGGGGUCCGUCUUUCCUCUAUUGAUCAAGGGGUCGGAAACACAAGUCCAGAAUGUAGCCUACAUGAAGGAACAGAUGAUUAAAAAGCUCAAGAAUGAUGAACUGGCGAGUAAAUUGAUUCCCGAAUUUGCGCUCGGAUGCCGUCGCCUAACUCCCGGAGUCAACUAUUUGGAGAGCUUGACUCUUCCCAACGUUACAACCAUCUAUGGCGAGAUUACCAAGAUCACACCGACUGGCUGCGUGACAGAGAACGGCGUGGAGACGGACCUCGAUGUACUCAUUUGCGCCACGGGCUUCGACACAACCUUUAAGCCUCGCUUCCCAGUACUUGGCCGCGGCGGGAGAAACCUCCAGGCUGAGUGGGAGCAUGAACCUCGAAGCUAUCUUGGUUUAGCCGCUUCCGGGUUCCCAAAUUACUUCAUGUUCUUAGGCCCAAACUGCCCGAUCGGCAAUGGUCCGAUUAUCUUUAGUAUUGAGCUGCAGGGCUCUUACAUUGCUGAGUUCCUCAAUCGAUGGCAAAAGGAAGACAUCAAAGCCUUUGAUGCCAAGAAGGAGGCAGUCGACGACUUCAUGGAACAGAAGGAUCUCUUCAUGGAAACGACGGUCUGGAACACCAGCUGUCAGUCAUGGUACAAGAAUCCCAAAACGGGGAAGAUCACCGCUCUGUGGCCUGGGAGCACCUUGCACUAUAUGGAAACCCUGGCUAAGCCACGGUACGACGACUUCGACGUCACUUAUGCGUCAAAGAACCGAUUCGCGUACUUAGGAAAUGGGUUUAGCCAGCGUGAGAUGAACCCUAAAGCUGACAUUGCAUUCUAUAUUCGUGAAUACGAUGACGGGUCGUCAGUCUUUGGAGAUCUGUUCAGUACUCAUAACGCGAAAGAUUAUGGGGAUAAGUUGACGACAGUGGCAAGGCAGGCAAUGUAG